UUUAAAAAACAUCCACCCUUUCUUAAAAUAAAAUUCAGUUCAUUUGGUUGGUUAGUUUUGGGUGAAAAGGCAUAAGAUGGAUGCCGAUGAUGGAAGAAGUGUGUUACCUGAAAAUAACAACCAUGAUCAUCACCACUCCGACAAAGCGGCUGUUGGAAGUGGUCCAGUGAACAAAACCGGUGGCUGGAAAACUGUCCAGCUUAGUGUUCUUGGAGGCGCUAAGGCCGGAAGUAGCAGCGAAGGUGUGACCAAGACGGUCAAUGUAGCUGAAGUAGGGAAGAGAUUAUCGAGAAUCCAAGAUGUGGCGAAAAAGUUGAUGUAUUUGAAUGCCUCCUCAAAACAACCCAUACUCAAUGGAUUCAACUUUAGUGGCAAGAACAACGAUCCGGAAGCAGCGUGGAUCGCCUUGGAAAAGCGAUUUGAUGAACUCACUAUGAAAACUGGUGGCUUACUUCCAAGUUCAAGCUUCGGUAAAUGCAUAGGAAUGAACACAGAUUCAGACAAGUUCGCAGAAGAUUUGUUUAAAUCACUUUGCCAACGUAGAGGUAUAACCAGUGAUCCGAUUAACAAAACACUAUUUAAGGAAUUUUGGGAAGAAAUUUCUAAUCAGAGCUUUGAUUCAAGGCUAAAGAUUUACCUGGCAAUGAUUGAUAAAGAUAACGACGGUAAGAUCACAGAAGAAGAAAUCAUGGAGAUUAUCAAGGCAAGUGCAUCAGCCAACAAGUUACCAACUAUUGAAAAGGAUGCAGAAAAAUAUGCAGCAUUCAUCAAGGAAAAGUUAGACCCGGAAAAACUCGGUUAUAUCAUGAUUGACAAGUUGGAGAAGUUAUUAAAAGAUGCAGCAACACGUAACGAUAUAGGAGAAACACAUGACUCAAGCGAAUCGUCUAGACAACAGUUCAAACUAACACAAUUUUUACAUGAUAAUUGGAAGAGAUGUUGGGUGGUUGUACUUUGGAUAGGAAUAAUGGUUGGUUUGUUUACGUGGAAGUACAUUCAAUACAAACACCGAGCUGUAUAUGAUGUGUUAGGGCCGUGUGUAUGUAUAGCGAAAGGUGCAGCUGAGACUUUAAAACUAAACAUGGCGAUUAUGUUAUUACCUGUUUGUCGGAACACAAUUACUUGGUUGAGGAACAAGACUAAGUUGGGUGCCGUGGUUCCGUUCGAUGACAAUAUUAAUUUCCACCAAGUGAUUGCAGUGGCGAUCGCGAUUGGAGUUGGGUUACACGCGAUUUCCCAUUUAGCAUGCGACUUUCCCCGAUUAAUCCACGCAACUGAGGAAGAGUAUAAACCGAUGCAACAAUAUUUUGGGGAUCAAGCGGAAAAUUAUUGGCAUUUUGUAAAGGAAGUAGAAGGGUACACGGGAAUAAUAAUGCUAGUACUAAUGAUUAUAGCUUUUACACUAGCAUGGCUAAGAAAAGGCCUCAAACUACCCUCAUUAACAAGAUUUAAGGCAUUCAAGAACUCAAAGUCGUAUAAUUCCAUCGUAAAGAAAUUAACAGGACCUAUUGCUGCUAUUAACAAAUUAACGGGAUUUAAUAUCUUUUGGUACUCCCACCACCUCUUUGUUAUCGUCUACGCACUGCUUAUAGUUCACGGGAUUAAACUUUAUCUCACCAAGGAAUGGUACAAGAAAACGACUUGGAUGUAUUUGGCGGUUCCAAUCUUGCUCUACGCUUGCGAGAGACUGAAAAGGACAUUUCGAUCUCGUUUUGAUCCAGCCAAGAUACUUAAGGUGGCUGCUUAUCCUGGUCGUGACGGGGUAUUGGCACUUCGAAUGAGGAAGCCUGAAAACUUUAAUUACAAGAGUGGAGAAUACAUGUUUGUCAAGUGUGAUGCUGUCUCCCCAUUUGAAUGGCACCCAUUUUCCAUUACAUCUGCCCCAAGUGAUGACUACCUGAGUGUGCAUAUCCGGGCUCUUGGUGAUUGGACUAAAAAAAUUAACAAAAUCUAUUCAGAGGCCUGUUUGCCUGAUGAAGGAAGUGAGAUUCGUAAAGCUGAUUUUCCGGAACAAAUUCCGAAUAACCUAAGAGUUCUAAAAAUUGACGGUCCAUACGGUGCACCCGCACAAGACUACAAAGAUUACGAAGUGGUGUUGCUAGUGGGCUUAGGCAUUGGAGCAACUCCAAUGGUCAGUGUUGUGAAAGAUAUUGUGAAUAACAUUAAAGCCAAAGAAGAAAAACAAAAUGCAUUGGAAGAUGGUACAAUAUCACAAAAGAACAAACUUAGUCCAACAAGAGAACAUGAGUUUAAAACAAAAAGGGCUUACUUCUAUUGGUCCACUAAGGGACAGAAUACGUUGGGUUGGUUUAAAGAUGUUAUGGAUGAGGUUGCUGAGAUAGGCAAAAAUGAUGUCAUACAGAUUCACAAUUAUUGCACAAGUGUUUACGAGGAAGCAGAUGCGCGAUCGUCUUUAAUUACUAUGCUUCAGUCACUCUAUUAUGAUGAAAAGGGUGUUGAUAUUGUAUCUGGUACCCGUGUGAAGACUCAUUUUGCUAGACCGAAUUGGCAGAAAGUUUACAAAAGAAUUGCGGAUACUCACAAAGGUUCCAAAAUAGGGGUUUUCUAUUGUGGAUCACCAGUAGUAAUAAAAGAGCUAAAAGAAUUAGCUUUAGAAUUCACUGAUUCAUCAACCACGUUUGAGUUUCACAAAGAGAAUUUCUAAGAAAACUUUCCUUUCUGCCCUUCAAGAAAGAAUUUCUAAUAUUUUAUGUUUUGUGUUUUUUAUGCAUAUAUCCUUAUAUAGUAUCAGAGUUGUAAAUUAAUGAUUGAAGACAUCCAUGAUUGUUGUCAUCCCUCAAUCAUGCUGGUUAGUUUGUUGUAAAAUUAAGUAAAUUUAAUUUAUUCAAUUAAACCUUAAUUUCUUGUUGAAAAA
Helianthus annuus (common sunflower) is the source of this 2875-nucleotide messenger RNA. Its product is annotated as respiratory burst oxidase homolog protein C. Lineage: Eukaryota; Viridiplantae; Streptophyta; Magnoliopsida; Asterales; Asteraceae. Gene Ontology annotation, molecular function: NAD(P)H oxidase H2O2-forming activity; calcium ion binding; peroxidase activity. Gene Ontology annotation, cellular component: plasma membrane. The coding region runs from base 77 to 2665 and encodes 862 amino acids. The record is from RefSeq and is a predicted model, not a curated record. The transcript is spliced from 12 exons.